Molecule: messenger RNA, 4678 nt
Organism: Malurus melanocephalus (red-backed fairy wren)
Lineage: Eukaryota; Metazoa; Chordata; Aves; Passeriformes; Maluridae
Gene: FAM20B
Product: FAM20B glycosaminoglycan xylosylkinase
Exons: 7
Coding region: 153-1382 (409 amino acids)
Biological process (GO): protein phosphorylation
Cellular component (GO): Golgi apparatus
Molecular function (GO): phosphotransferase activity, alcohol group as acceptor
Source: RefSeq, a predicted model, not a curated record
CCAGGAGAUGCUUCAGUGGUGAGACCUCUUGUACAAUGCAAGUUAGGAAUGAAAUUCAUCAACUAACGUCCCCUUCCUCACCCUGAUCUCCAACAGACUUCCUGUAACACUUAACGGAAGAAAGGGUCAGGGGAGAAGGGCUGAAGGGCACCAUGAAGYUGAAGCAGCGAGUUGUGCUGUUGGCCAUCCUCCUCGUCAUCUUCAUUUUCACCAAGGUUUUCCUCAUUGACAACCUGGACACGUCGGCCGCCAACCGGGAGGACCAGCGCGCGUUCCAGCGGAUGCUGUCGGGGCUGCGCGUGGCGCUGGACCCGCGCCUGGAGCACACGCUGCAGUCGCCCUGGGAGAUCGCAGCACAGUGGGUGGUGCCCCGCGAGGUGUACCCUGAGGACACCCCCGAGCUGGGCGCCGUCAUGCACGCCAUGACCACCAAGAAAAUCAUUAAAGCUGAUGUGGGAUACAAAGGGACGCAACUGAAAGCUUUGCUGAUACUUGAAGGAGGGCAGAAGGUUGUCUUCAAGCCCAAGAGAUAUGCCAGGGAUUAUGUAGUGGAAGGAGAACCAUAUGCUGGCUACGACAGACACAACGCAGAAGUGGCAGCCUUUCACUUGGACAGAAUCCUGGGUUUCCGGCGAGCCCCGCUGGUGGUUGGCAGGUUUGUGAAUCUGCGCACAGAGAUCAAACCCGUGGCCACCGAGCAGCUCCUGGGCACCUUCAUGACCGUGGGCAAUAACACUUGCUUCUAUGGGAAGUGCUACUAUUGUCGGGAGACAGAGCCAGCCUGUGCUGAUGGGGACAUCAUGGAGGGCUCAGUGACACUGUGGCUGCCGGACGUUUGGCCCCUGCAGAAACACCGGCACCCCUGGGGCAGGACUUACCGGGAGGGCAAACUUGCCAGGUGGGAGUAUGACGAGAGCUACUGCGAUGCUGUGAAGAAAACAUCCCCRUACGACUCGGGCCCACGGCUGCUGGACAUCAUCGACACAGCCAUCUUCGAUUACCUGAUCGGCAACGCCGACCGGCACCACUACGAGAGCUUCCAGGAUGAUGAGGGAGCCAGCAUGCUCAUCCUGCUGGAUAAUGCCAAAAGCUUUGGAAACCCUGCCCUGGAUGAAAGAAGCAUCUUGGCUCCUCUCUAUCAGUGCUGCAUCAUCCGGGUUUCUACCUGGAACAGGCUGAAUUACCUGAAGAAUGGAGUCCUGAAGUCUGCCUUAAAAACUGCCAUGUCGCAUGACCCCAUCUCACCUGUGCUGUCUGACUCUCACCUGGACGCGCUGGACCAGCGGCUCCUCAGCAUCCUGGCUACAGUSAAGCAGUGCACAGACCAGUUUGGGCCAGAUGUCGUGCUGGUGGAAGACAGGAUGACUCUGUCUCACUUGUAAUCAYGGUGGAACACCAGACAAAACUCCUUUUUUAAAAAAAAACGAAAAAAUUGCGAUAGAAAAACAGCACAAUCAGUUCAGAAGGGCUGYGGCCAAGAUGGACUGACAUGGACAGGAAAGCUCCCGAGGCAGAGGAARGGAGGUGACCCUGGCUUUUUCCUUGGGCUGGCAGCAGUGAGAGGUGGGAARGGGGCCUCGGAUGGCUCGGCCCCCACAGUGGCAUCUUGGCCACCGUGGCGUGUCCAUUGUUGGCAGUGGGCAUGGYGCCCGAUCAACACGGCUCUCGGUGCUGGUGCAGGUGUGGGAUACAGACACUCCUUCGUGGACUCAACCUGGAGGGGACACAGAUGAACARUACARUCCUCUCCCUUUCUCUUCCCCCUCRACUCUGGCGAGUUCGUCUGAUUCAGGGUUGUACACAAUCAGCUCUGAGCUGGUUGGGCAUUUUAUCGCUUCUCUAGAGAAUGAGCAAGGGGCGAAUAAAAUAACUGUUAGACUGAAGAGUUGUGCCACCCCCCCGGGGGUGGGAUGUUCUUCUGAUUGCCAUGAGGGGUGGGAGAGGGGACCUCUGCUACUCACUUGGCUUUUCCUUGAUAAAAGGCUGGGAARGGGGGGGUUGCCUCAUAUGUGAUAAUGUUUCAGUGUUUUUGCUGAAGUCAUAUCUAAGAUWUAUCCACAGGGUUGGAGAUUUAGGAGAGGACAGGGUCGUUAUACAGCACUUGGUAAUUAAGAAGUUAUAGUAAGUUUCCGUGUGUCUUGUCCUUGUUCUCUAAGGAAUCUGGCAAGGUCAGAAUGGAGAAGAUAUCCUUGCAGUCCUGAGUCCAGUAUAACCAAAUUUUCAACCUGCAGUAACUGAGGAGAACAGAAUCUGUCCUUGGAAGCAGUUGUGUGUAGCRAGGUCAGGUGGCUUUACUGUGAGCCCUGAGUGCUGUGGGACCUCUGGGCAUGAGACUUCAUGGGUGGACUGCCCUGUUAGCAGCAGUAACCUGAGGAUGGGACACAGCCCUGAGUUCUGAUCUGUCUCUUCACCUGAGAGAGCUUCCUGCUGCUCCCCAUGACCACAGCUCAGCACUGCUGUUCUUGGAGCACCACUCUGGGUCCCACAUUCCCCUGGUCUGGCUGUGGCCAAGCUCAGAAGCUGUGACCACUUCCAGGAGGUUUUUUGCCUUCCCCAGCUGCUUCCUGCAAGCCCCACUGUGAUGUCCUACCUGGGAUGGUUGUCCUGGGGUCCUCACUAAUGCCUUUGCCAUAGAYAGAAAAGAGUUGGCUUUUCAGGGCAGGCUUGCAGCACCCAUCUUGUGCAAGUCCUGUCACCCUGCAGCACCUCAGCCUGUGCUGCCAAUGAGCUUGUGCCAUAAAACUGAUCACCUUGGGGCAGCUCUGAGUUUGUGUCUCCAGAAGAGAAGCAGCUUCAUCACUAUUUCCAAAUCGAGCAGCUUUCAUCAGUGUUCAGCCAGCGUGGUCCUUAAUACAAGGGAAGAGUCCAUUCCCAAAGUGAUUACAGGUUACUGAACUUGAGAGCAAGAGUACCAAAAUGUCAGUUUGAGCCCUUUYCCUUGAUUUUCCUGUCAGGAUCUUUCUAACUCUGCAGUGUGGCAGGCAGGUAAAGACCUGUUKGCUUGUUCUUGCACCUGGGCCACACCUGAUCCAGGAGGUGUCAGGGAGAGAGUUUAUCUGAAAAAUGUGAGAUUGUUUUGCUGAAGUCUUUCUCUCAUUAUAUGAGCAGAGUAUCUUGAAAGUAGAAUGUGACUGUUUACCUGAGAUUGAAUUUUAUGUUCUUGCUCUCUUCUGGACUUGGCCACAUGGCAGAUGCACCCCAGAGGGAUGAGAUGAUGWGAUGGGAUCUGGAGUUAUUUAUUGGAGCUCCCGGUGAGGAUGGGGACACACAGCCAGCUCUGAGGACACUGUGAAGCUCAUACCUGAUAGCUGAUAACAGAACAAGCUUUAGAAGCUGUGAGUGGUGCCUGUGGGACAGGACCAAGUGUUGGUACAAGCUGUUUCUCUGGACAUUUCAGAUGAUUUACCCACAGGGGAGAUGAUGAAGCACAUGKUGGUAGCUGAUAGCAUUUCUAAAAGCAUAUUCUUCUCUUUGAGCUUAAUCAUGAGCACUUAAUAUUUUGGGAGGGAUCUACCAAGAUUUUGAUUUCUAUAUGAUCACACUUGGUAUUUACUUUGAUUUAAUAAUGGGUUAAAAAAAAAAAAAAGUCUUUCAAUCUUUGAAAUUUAAUUAAUGUUGAGGACUUACCUAUUGCUCUAAGCUGAAGCUUUUGCUGUCAGAUGGAACCUGGGGAUAAAUUUUUCCCCAGUAUGAAUGUCAAAGAUUUAAUGCAGGGUCUUGGUUUAUUUUGGUUUACUUGUGGACAAAGGGCGUGAAGUCCAGCAUUAUCAAUAGAAGGAAGCAAGAAAUGAUUGUCUUUUGGGGUUGGUUUUUUUAUUUGUGAUAUUGAUGCUACUAAUUGCGGUAAACACUACUGGAGGCUGGUGUUCUGCAGCAGGAAAAAGAAUAAAUUCCUCUCUUAAACCAAAAUCAGGAAGAUCUGGUUUUGGCCUUGUGACAAUUUCUGCCCUUUUGGCAGUGAUGAUUGUUUCACUUGAACACAAACCCCCUGAGAGAUUUAAAACUGUAACCAUUGCAAAGGAAAUAGGGGCAGCAUCCAAGUGCCAACAGGGUCUGCUUGAAUCUCUGAAAAAUAACAUUGUUUGCAAGGCAGGUGCUCUGUCGAGGUUUUCGUGCCAUCUUCUGAUCCUUGUUCACUGUCCACGCUGGCCCCAGAUGAUACACACUGGCUGUGUCAUAGUUAUCAGUGAUAUCAGAGCGCUGCAAGCACAGAAAUCAAGAACUAAUUAAAGAGACCCUCAUCAGCCAUCUGCUAUUUGCCUCCUCCUUCCCAAGUCAGCGUCAGCAGGAGGAGACACUCGAGUCGGCUCCUCUUCCAGCAGCUGAUGAACUGGAGUGUGUCUUGCCAAACAAACUUCAACUCAAAAGUACUAAUUUAUUAAGAAGGUAAUUUAUUUGCUGUGGCAGCUGGAGCAAGACGCUGGAAACAGACCCCCGUCUCAGAGCUGCCAGAGGAGGCCCCUGGGAGCUGCUGCACAAAUGGAGUUGCUAAUAAGCAAACAGAACGCAAUCAUGACUUUCUACUCCUAUCCCCUGGGGUCAGAUCCCACAUAAAGCAACAUUGUGUGAAUAAAGAUUUUAAUAAAGCAACACUGAUGGAUUGGUUAAGUCUCUCUCUCCCUCCCCUGUCUGUCUCUCUCAGUUCCCACAUGUGGUGGGCUGAAUGUGUGAAGUGUUU